AUGGACGUGGAACAUGGAUUCUAUCGCCCGGUGGAUGUCCAGGACCACGCUCACUACAUCGUUGCCUUCUUCGUCUUGGUGAUUGGAACAGUGGGUGUUACUGGGAAUGCCUUGGUCAUGUAUGCCUUUUCCUGUAACAAGAAACUGAGGACUCCGCCCAACUACUUCAUCAUGAACUUGGCCAUCAGUGACUUCCUCAUGGCGAUAACACAGUCUCCUAUCUUCUUUGUCAACUCUCUUUAUAAAGGCUGGAUUUUUGGUGAAACAGGCUGUAAGAUGUACGCUUUCUGUGGCUUAUUUGGAAUCACUUCCAUGAUAAACCUUCUUGCUAUCUCCGUAGACCGCUACAUUGUAAUUACCAAACCUCUGCAGGCCAAACAGUGGACGUCCAAAAGACGCACCUGCCUCAUCAUUGCGUUGGUCUGGCUCUACUCAUUGGCCUGGAGCCUCGCACCUCUGUUAGGAUGGAGUUCGUACAUACCAGAGGGACUGAUGACCUCGUGCACAUGGGACUACGUGACCUCUACUCCAGCCAAUAAGAGUUACACCUUAAUGUUGUGCUGUUUUGUGUUCUUCAUUCCACUGGGCAUCAUAUCCUACUGUUAUUUGUGCAUGUUCCUGGCAAUCCGCCACGCAAGCAGAGAUGUGGAAAUGUUGGGGUCUCAGGUGAGGAAGUCCACACUGAUCCAGCAACAAUCUAUCAAGACUGAAUGGAAGCUGGCCAAGAUUGCGUUUGUGGUCAUCAUAGUGUUUGUGCUGUCCUGGUCGCCCUAUGCAUGUGUCACCCUCAUCGCCUGGGCUGGAUACGGAAGCAUCCUCAAUCCAUAUUCUAAAGCUGUUCCUGCUGUUAUAGCCAAAGCAUCAGCCAUCUACAACCCUUUUAUAUAUGCCAUCAUUCACUCUAAAUACAGAGACACACUGGCUGAGAAGGUGCGGUGUCUACACUUCUUGGUCCAGGCGCAGAGGAGGGACUGCAUAUCGGUGUCCCAUAGCGAGUCCUCCUUUAAGGAGUCCAUGCUGAGCAGACAGUCUUCUGCCUCCAAAACCAACUUUCAGAGAAUAUCCUCUAUCUCUACCACAGACACACAGGUUUGGAGUGAUGUGGAGCUUGACCCUAUCGACCAGAUGCACUGUUUGAGAUCCAGCUACUCCCUGGGAACCUUGAGGGAAAAAGAAUUCAAUUCAUUAGCAAAACAGAAGACUGGGAAAAGGGGAAGCAGAAGUGAAGAAGAGGUGAGAUUCCCUUCCCAGAACAAUGCUUUCUGAAGAGGUGACCUGAGGUGGUCGACAUCCCCGAUGCCUGUGGUGUGGAGGGAGGGGAGAUGGGAGAAAGAAUGAGACAGCUGAACCAGAAAGCUGGAAUAAAGAGGAAGUCACCAUGAAAGGACAUAAGUACAGGAAGUACAAAGGACAAUUGUAGAGGAUUUGCAGGUGCUUACAAAGCCAAACUCUUUGGCCAAAGUUAUAAGCGAGCAAUCCCAUGUCAUUGUCAGACUCAGCCAACCGAACGACCUGCUGGAAAAGGACUCCCAUGUUGAUGCACAGCGGCAGAGCAGCAGCGCAAUUCAUACGUCUUUGAAGAUUUUAGUCCUCAACAUGAGUACGCUGAAUACUGACGAGGGUUUUUUAGCCAUGUGGAACUGUCUGGAACUAUCUGGAACUGGAACUGUGAUAAAUCAGAGGAAACAAGCUUGUUUUUUGUUCACAAACAUUGUAAUAUCCAUUCUUUUCUGAUACUGUAUACAUAUGUACUGCAAAGGUUUAGUCACAUAGCACUGUACCUCUGUGUUAAGUUAUACACAACUGGUCAACUUAUGAUUCACACCUCCUCUACACAAGCAUAGUGUCAACAUAUACAUUUCUUUCUUUUCUUUUUGCUAAAAAAUGUUGGGGGUUUUUCCCACAUGCAUGGUGGCUGACUAGUGUAUUGUUCUGUUUCAGAGCACGGUCAGCUUGGCCUGUGAACAAUGGAGUUUUUCCUUUACAUCCUCAUACCUGGUAUUGCCCAUUUUUGUGUGUGUUCCAAGCAUUGGUGCUGAAGUUGGAUGUCCUGAGGAUGCCAAGAAGCCAAUGCUAUGCUUAGCAUUUUUGUUAGCCCUUAUGUUGAAGAAGAACAAAGGGAGUAUGAUAGAAAUCA
Molecule: messenger RNA, 2137 nt
Organism: Sphaeramia orbicularis (orbiculate cardinalfish)
Lineage: Eukaryota; Metazoa; Chordata; Actinopteri; Kurtiformes; Apogonidae
Gene: opn4xa
Product: opsin 4xa
Biological process (GO): visual perception; G protein-coupled receptor signaling pathway
Cellular component (GO): membrane
Molecular function (GO): G protein-coupled receptor activity
Source: RefSeq, a predicted model, not a curated record